Acyrthosiphon pisum (pea aphid) is the source of this 2305-nucleotide messenger RNA. Its product is annotated as putative ribosome-binding factor A, mitochondrial. The record is from RefSeq and is a predicted model, not a curated record. Lineage: Eukaryota; Metazoa; Arthropoda; Insecta; Hemiptera; Aphididae. The coding region runs from base 273 to 1298 and encodes 341 amino acids. The transcript has 6 exons. Gene Ontology annotation, biological process: rRNA processing.
UAAAGUUGUGCACAACUAGUGCAUAGACUACGAGUUCAUCUUCAUAGUCCAUAGACCACAGUUUAUAGAUUCAUGUUAUAGACUAUAGUCUGUUAUUUUGGGUUAUGGCUAGAAUAAAAAGCUAGGUAGGCAGAUAACUGUCAACUGAUUUAGUCUCAAUGAAAAAUCUAUUUUGAAAACUAUGUCAUUAGCACUUCAAAUACUUACGACAUUUCGCAGCAAUACACUGUCAUCUUCCUUUAAUUUCCGACAUUAAGUUAAAAUCUCUGGAAAUGUUUCAUAAAUUUCAAUCCUCUUCAUUUUUAUUGUUCAUAACGAAUUUUAAAAUGUUAAAAUGUAAUGCUUCGUCGUUAGAUGGUAAAAUGAUGAACAAAGUUAUGGGACUUAAUCGGAAAACCAAAAAGGUUUGGUAUAAACCAAAUGUUGGGGCAAAUCCUUCAUUUGAAGAGCUAAUGAAACAAACAACAAAAAACAAUGCUGGACGUCAGACUAGCAAGCGCUUAGCCGUUCUAAAUAAGUUAUUAAUGAAAAAUAUAACUGAUUUGAUGGCAACCGGUGAAAACUCUGAUAAACUCGUUGGAUAUGGUCUAGAAAUUUCAAAGGUUUGUAUUGCAGGGGAUUACAGAUCUGUUAAUGUUUAUUGGAUGGCUGGAAAAUCUGAAGACGAUUCCCUGUUAGAUGAAUUAUUGCAGAUGAUAAGCGGUCCACUGAGACAUGAAUUAUCUAUAUUAAGAAUCAUGGGUGAAAUUCCAAAAAUACAGUUUAUUAAAGAUAAGACUUAUGCAAACAUAGCAGCAGUUGAUCGGUUGUUAAGUAAAGCGGAUUUUGGUGAAGAUUUUGUACCUACUUGCAAUGUUUUAUUAAACCAUCACCCUACAAUUUAUACUAAUAUUGAUCCAGAGAUAAAAGAAAAAAUUAAAGAAUUAGAGGACAAAGAAAAUCUAAAAGAUGAAAGUAAUGAUGAGGUAACAAUUCCUGAAAUGAAGAUGGAUGUAAUGGGUCUUGAUCAUAGUGCAAUAAUGGCCAGAUUGAACAUGGCCAUUUUAAAGUCAAAAGCUGCUCAUCGUCAACCUUCUGCUGUACAUAAUGCUACGAAAAAUACUAUAACGGAAAAUACUGAAGAAACUCAGUAUUUAUCAUUCACUGAUUUUGUAAAAAAAAGGAAAAUUCAAGAAGCUAAAUCUUUAGGUAGAAGAAGGAGUAGAUCGAUCGAGAAAGAAAUGUAUGAUAAUGAUGUAUCAUCGCAUUAUGAAGAGGAAGAAGAUGAUAUAGUUGACGAAUAUCCAUUUAAAAUUUAAAACAAUAUAUCAAUAUUGUUUUAGUAUUUCUUGUAUUUGGUGAAUGUAUUAAUGCCAUUUUUAUUUAGUUUCCUAUAAAUUAUUUUAUUGAUACUUUAAUACUUAAGAAAUUGUUAAAGUAACAAAAAAUAAUAUCAUGUUUGAAGAUAAAAUUUAAAGUUUUUACAAUUUUACCCAGUCGUGCCUUCGCUGUCAUAGGUAGGUGUGCGGCAGUCAUGUUAAGUAUUCAAAUACUUGUAUUUAUAUACUUUUUGACCAAUGUAUUUUAAAUACUUAAAAAAUACUAAUUACUAAUAAUUCGGAAUGUACUAUUUUAAAUGUUGUUUCUAAAAUAUUAUUUUAUAAUGGUUCUAACUUCUAACCACUGAUCAUUUAUAAAUAAGGUUUUGCCAAAAUACAAGCAGAAAACAGAAUGACUGAACACUGAAACCCCUGUGGGCUCCUCACUCCCUCAUAUUAUACCAUGGCAUACAAUACACUGACCACCACUGAUUGGAUUGAAAUUUAUCUUGAAUCUUUAAAUAGUCUUUCUUCUUAUUUAAUGGGUGGUACUGCGGUAGUAGUUUAUAACUUGAAUAUAAGAUAUUGGUAUUAAUGUCAUUGAACUUUUUUUUUCAUAUUUAUUUUAAUUUGUACAAUCUGUAUAAAAUAUUUUUACAAUAAGCACAAUAGAUGGAAGGAUACAUAUGAGGGUUUGGUUUGCUUGAUUAUAGAAACUAUUCAAUGAUAGAAUUUCAUGGCGUGGGUAGUAGUUGUUAAAGCCGACUCUAGUCAUUGAAUUGAUUGAUUGAAUUAUUAAUUAUUCAUUUAUUGAUUUCAAAAUAAAGUAUUUUGAAUACUUUUAAAAAGGGUAUUUGUAUUUAUAUUUUUAUGUCUUGUGCCUAUAUUAAAAAUGUGUUGCUUUUGCACAAAUUUAAUUUAUUCAAAUACACAAAUCUUUGUAUUCCAAGACUAAUGCACAGAAAAAUUUAAAUAUAUAACAUGACAUAUGGAUAUUUGAACACAUA